Triplophysa dalaica is the source of this 2971-nucleotide messenger RNA. It is a transcript of the gene slc26a4, whose product is annotated as solute carrier family 26 member 4. The coding region runs from base 210 to 2534 and encodes 774 amino acids. Gene Ontology annotation, cellular component: membrane. Gene Ontology annotation, molecular function: bicarbonate transmembrane transporter activity; secondary active sulfate transmembrane transporter activity; chloride transmembrane transporter activity. Gene Ontology annotation, biological process: transmembrane transport. The record is from RefSeq and is a predicted model, not a curated record. The transcript has 21 exons. Lineage: Eukaryota; Metazoa; Chordata; Actinopteri; Cypriniformes; Nemacheilidae.
GUCUGAUAGUCCUCCUACACAACAGCUCUGCUUAUAAAUACAAAACAGAGGGAUGCCGGUGUCAUUAAGAAAAGAGCAACGUCACAUUUGCAACCUCCUUGACAUGGACAGUAUGCAUUGUUAAGCGGAUAACUUGCAUGGACUUUCUCGAAUCUUAUUAGGACAGUGCAAAGUAGAAUUGGCAGACAAAAAGACAUUCAACGGGGGACAUGAUGGAUGUCUGCCACCAUUUAAACGACUACCACGUGUCACGACCUAUCUACUCAAACCGUGUUUUUGAUGAGGUCCAUCAGAGAAAAGACAGAGAGACCAGAAGCUUACAAGAAAGACUGAAGGGAACCUGUGGAUGCAAUGACAAGUGGGCUGUUCGGAAGAUUAAGGGGAUUCUCCCGAUACUGGAUUGGCUCCCUAAAUACCCAGUCAAACAGUGGUUACCCGGCGAUCUCAUGUCUGGGGUCACCACAGGUGUGGUAUGCUGUUUACAAGGUGUGGCUUAUGCAUUGCUAGUUUCUGUGGCACCUGUGUACGGACUCUACUCGGCGUUCUUUCCUAUUCUUACUUACUUUGUGUUGGGCACCUCGAGACACAUCUCCGUGGGUCCAUUUCCAGUCACCUGUUUGAUGGUGGGCUCUGUAGUUUUGACCUUUGCCCCCGACGAGCACUUUCUACGGCCAGCGAACGUGACGGGUGCGAACGAGACAUUGACGGAAACGUGGAUGGAGGUGGACGUGGAAGCAAGAGAGGCCCAGAGAAUCACAUUGGCUUGCACCAUGACCGUGCUGAUCGGAUUCUUCCAGGUAGCAAUGGGGCUGAUGCGGGCGGGCUUUCUAGUACAGUAUCUGUCAGACCCCCUGGUAGGGGGUUUCACUACUGCUGCAGCCAUUCACGUCUUUAUUUCCCAGAUUAAAACCAUCCUGUCUAUUCCUACCCAGAACCAUAAUGGCUUCUUCUCCAUCGCUUAUACUCUCUUUGAUGUAGGUAAGAACAUUAACCAGACAAAUAUUGCAGACCUGGUUGCCGGAUUAAUGACAAUCUUUAUAGUUAUGGCGGUGAAAGAGGUCAACACGAGAUUUCAGCACAAGAUCCAGGUGUCCAUCCCUAUAGAAGUCAUUGUGACAGUGAUCGCUUCUGCAGUCUCUCAUGUGAUGGACUUGAACUCCCAGUAUGGUGCUAGCAUUGUGCACAGCCUCCCCAGGGGGUUUGCUCCGCCCCAGCCACCAAAUCUAGCACUUAUUGGAAAUAUGUUGGGUUCAAGUUUUUCCACAGCGUUUGUUGGUUAUGCAGUCGCAGCCUCUGUAGCAAAAGUCUAUGCAGCAAAACAUGACUACAUAAUUGAUGGCAACCAGGAGCUGAUAGCUUUUGGUGUCAGCAAUAUUUUUGGAGGAUGUUUCUCAAGCUUUGUGGCCAGUACUGCCCUCUCACGGACCGCCAUUCAAGAAAGCACAGGGGGGAAGAGCCAGGUUGCUGGAAUAAUCUCGGCUUUAAUGGUGAUGAUAGUGAUCCUGGCUCUCGGGCCCUUUCUUCAGCCUCUGCAGAAGUCAGUGUUGGCUGGUAUUGUUGUAGCCAACUUGAAAGGAAUGUUCAUGCAGAUGUCCGAGGUGCCUGUACUCUGGAAACAAAACAGGACAGACUGUCUCAUUUGGAUAGCAACAUGCCUGGCAUGUAUCGUAUUUGGUUUAGAUGUGGGUCUGCUGGCAGGCCUGGUAUUUGAAAUGGGCACAGUGGUGGUCCGAACGCAGUUCCCGUCCUGUUCUACCCUUGGACAUAUUCCAGACACUGAUAUCUACAAAAACAUGAAAGACUACAAAAACAUCAGAGAAAUACCUGGGAUAAAGAUUUUCAAAUGCAACUCUCCAAUUUACUUUGCAAACAUUGAUUAUUUCAAAGAGAAAUUAAGGGAUGAGGUGGGCUUUGAUGCCGUACGAGUGUUCAAGAAAAGAAACAAAGCCUUGAAGAAGAUUCACAAACUCAUUAAAAAAGGAGAAUUACAAAUGACAGAGGAUGGUUUGGCCCCUGUGGCCUCAAUGGGAGUAGAUAACAAAGCCUUUGAGAGAGAACAGGGUCCUGAAGCAGUAAAUAAGACGGUACAGGCAGAUGUGAAGGUCCAGGUAGACUGGACAUCAGAGCUGCCGGUCAGUGUGUCAGUACCAAAGGUCCAUAUCCACAGCCUGGUGCUGGAUUUCUCUGCAGUCUCUUUUCUGGAUGUUGUAUCUGCAAAGUCUCUAAAGCUGGUCGUAAAAGAAUUUAUACGAAUUGGUGUCAGCGUCUACAUCGCAGGCUGUGACGGUGAGCUUGUCAGAAGAAUGGAGGCCUUGUCCUUCUUCGAUGAGGAAGUCACCAGAGAUCUGCUCUUCGUCUCUGUCCAUGAUGCCAUUAUCUACAUCCAACUCGAAUCAUCUAGUGGAAACGCAGAUGAUCUGUUUGCUGAAAAGGUUUCCCAAGAUGACAAAGAACCACCUCUUUUCACAGACGAUGAGGACCUGAUUGAGACCUACGACAACCAGCACUUGGCUAUUCAUGGACUUUCAAACUGAGGAUGAACUUGAAUCAAACUCUUUCCUUUGGCUGGACUCAUUGGAAAACAAAAACUCCUCCAAAUCAUCUUCCAAUAGAGUCAACGGUGGUCUUACUGCACCUUUAUCCUUGGAAAAUUUGAACUUUGAGCCAGAAAGAUGCACUGAAAAGAAAGAAAGUGGUUUUGAUUAUGUCUCUUCACAUCUGAAUUGAAACAUUACAGAAAAUGCAGCUUUUUUAGUUACAAAGAAAUAUUGUCAGCAUUUUUACGGCCUCAUUUUUGAGGCACUUUAGAAUCAUGCAGGAGUUUUACCUUUUGAUGUCUAGACCUAUAAAUAGACAGUUUCCCUCUUUGCUAUAUAUUUUUAAGAUGAAUUUAGUGAUGAAGGAAGUAAAUCUUCUACAUGCGUCAUGUUUUUUUUCCCACUGGAUAUUUGGAAAUAAAUGAUCUAUGUAA